AUGCCAUUCGCGUUCUUCAGCGCACAAGGGAUACGAGAUGUCAUUCAAGAUGACGUCUCGGAUGAAAACUUCGAGAUCUUCGAGAGCCCGAACAAGAGGAAGGGCGUAUUGGUCGAUCUUGAGCAGGGCGUACUGUUCUGGAGGAUGGAGCAUCCGGAUGCCCGGGAACAAGGAAUGUGUAGUGCGAAGACAUCGAGAGACUGA
This is a messenger RNA of Sparassis crispa, 204 nucleotides long. RefSeq lists its product as hypothetical. The coding region runs from base 1 to 204 and encodes 67 amino acids. The record is from RefSeq and is a predicted model, not a curated record. The transcript has 2 exons. NCBI's taxonomy places the organism in Eukaryota, Fungi, Basidiomycota, Agaricomycetes, Polyporales, Sparassidaceae.